Messenger RNA from Rotaria socialis, 453 nucleotides. The record is from the annotation of a GenBank genome assembly. Lineage: Eukaryota; Metazoa; Rotifera; Eurotatoria; Philodinida; Philodinidae.
AUGUUCAAUAAGAAUUCGUCGUUACAACGUUCAUGUCUUCCCACUAACGAUAGUCGUCGUAAUUCAACCACAGGCUCAUCGCGUAUUCUAUCGCCCAUUGCUUUUUUUCACGAUGGCAUUAGCAGAAAUGUUGUCGAUUUACGUUUUAAUAUGAUGGGACCACAUAGACGAGCGCAAGCUAUAGCAACAGCUCCACGUCGAAAUCGAAAUGAUGAUGAUGAUGACCAUGAACAAAAGAAAAUUCUUUUUGAAUUCAUUAAAACAAGUUCUGUUCCGAUUCCUAUUGCAUCUGUAACUCAACAAACACAAACGGUACCUAAAAAUCAAUCUGACGUGAAUCUCAUUCCAAGUUUAGCUGGUGAUAGAUCUGAACGAUAUUCAAGUUAUGAAUUCAAUUAUCUCUAUCGUGAUAAAUUAAGUUCAAAUCGAUUCUCACCUGAGUCUUUAUCGUGA